UCCUGAAUUUUGAACGGUUCGGGCGUGCCGUAUUCUGUCGCGUUUUACGUCCGAUUCUCGUCCGAUUCUGUGCCGAACUCUUGAACGGAUCCCUUUUCCUUCUUGACUUCAUCCUUAUCGACCAAAACUAAGUAUAAUGGCUACGGAUCAGCGGAAACCACUCCCUUUCGUUGCGAAUUUCGCCGCCGGUGCCAUUGCUGGUGUCUCCGAGAUUUUGACAUUUUACCCUCUAGAUGUCGUGAAAACUCGUAUGCAGCUUGAGACCGGAAAGGCCAAGCAUGGAAUGGUUGGCACUCUAUCGUCGAUAGUGCGGGAAGAAGGUUUCGGCCGACUUUACCGAGGUUUGGUCCCGCCUCUUCUUCUCGAGGCGCCAAAGCGCGCGGUUAAGUUUGCUUCCAACGACUUCUGGGGGAAGACUUACAUGGGCUUAUCUGGAGAGUCUAAGAUGACACAGCAACUCUCUAUUUUAACAGGGUGCAGUGCUGGUGCAACAGAGAGUUUUGUUGUUGUCCCAUUUGAGCUUGUCAAGAUUAAGCUGCAAGAUAAAAGUAGUACAUUCGCUGGUCCCAUUGAUGUAGUCAAGCAGGUCAUCAAGAAGGAAGGUCCUCUUGGUCUCUAUGCCGGCAUGGAGGCAACGUUCUGGAGGCACUUCUGGUGGAAUGGUGGAUAUUUUGGAUGUAUUCAUCAAGUCCGUAGUAUGCUGCCACCAGCUGAGACGCAGCAAGGGCAGCUGUUCAAUAAUUUCGUUUCUGGCAGUGUAGGUGGCUUCGUCGGAACUGCCGUGAAUACCCCCUUUGAUGUCGUGAAAUCUCGCAUCCAAGGUGCUGCUAAAGUCCCCGGAGUUGCCCCAAAGUAUAAUUGGACAUAUCCUGCACUAAUGACCAUUAUGCGUGAGGAGGGUCCUGCAGCCCUUUACAAAGGCUUCUUGCCAAAGGUCCUCCGGUUAGCGCCUGGAGGUGGUGUUUUACUUCUAGUGGUGGAGUUUACACUUGGAGUAUUCCGGCAGGCCCUUGGUCCACCUUACCUAUAGAAUCUGGCAUUAGCGCUUAGACGC
Suillus plorans is the source of this 1054-nucleotide messenger RNA. Its product is annotated as mitochondrial carrier. The coding region runs from base 137 to 1030 and encodes 297 amino acids. The record is from RefSeq and is a predicted model, not a curated record. Gene Ontology annotation, biological process: transmembrane transport. NCBI's taxonomy places the organism in Eukaryota, Fungi, Basidiomycota, Agaricomycetes, Boletales, Suillaceae. The transcript is spliced from 14 exons.